This is a messenger RNA of Aspergillus pseudotamarii, 1765 nucleotides long. RefSeq names its product putative C6 transcription factor. The record is from RefSeq and is a predicted model, not a curated record. NCBI's taxonomy places the organism in Eukaryota, Fungi, Ascomycota, Eurotiomycetes, Eurotiales, Aspergillaceae. The coding region runs from base 105 to 1538 and encodes 477 amino acids. Gene Ontology annotation, cellular component: nucleus. Gene Ontology annotation, biological process: positive regulation of transcription by RNA polymerase II. The transcript has a single exon. Gene Ontology annotation, molecular function: transcription cis-regulatory region binding; DNA-binding transcription factor activity.
GGGAUUCAGUGUUCGCUCUGCCUUACCGCCUACCAUCCCUGGGACGCGUCUUGUUUCCUCCGGUGAUUCGCAGCAAUCAAAGUCUCCAUUGAUGGCCAUAGGGAAUGGAUCCCUUCGCUUCAUCUCAUCAAGCAACAGGUGAGGGCAUGGUCCUAUCACCUGGGACACAUUCACUGUCGGAGAGUUCUUACACAGCUCAUCCACGUUUUCUCGAAUUACAAGAGGAGCUUCGAAGUGCUCUUUUCACAGCUGUUGCUGAUUCAACCUCAAAACAAUCAUACCUCGUCGAGGCGCCAACCGAGCCAGGGCUCUCGGAGCUCCGGCGUGACGUAGAUCUCUUUGCGAGGUCUCCCGUACCCAAGGCGCGAUCGAUCAACUAUCUGAAGAAUUGGAUCACAGAAUGCGCGCCCUAUCUCGACAAAUUCGACGAAGCCCGCCACUUUGGGGUCCACAUUCCGAUUUUAGCGCGAGAAUCCCCCGGAUUAUUCUACGCCAUCCUUGCCUUUUCUGCCCGGCAGACGGAAAGGAAAGCGGGUCUCCGCAACUGCCAUGACAGCCUCGAGCUCUAUCAGGAGUCAAUCCGUUGGGUAUCUCCCGGCCUGCAAGCAAAAGACCCAAAUGUGCUGGUGACCGCCUGUAUUUUAGCAGUCAUGGAGUUAAUGUCCGUCAGUCCGCAGGACUGGAGACGUCAUGUCGAUGGCUGCGCGGCUUUAUUUGACUGCUUCAGUGUCAAUGGGUUUUCUGGAGGUCAUUUACAGGCUGUCUUCUGGUGCUAUGUCCGGAUGGAAUUGUGUGGAGUGAUCGUUUCCAACGGUGCAGAGAGGACGGUUCUUCCUCUCGAGAAGUGGGUGCCUGCUGGAUCUAUGGGCCAAGCUUCGGAAAGUAUUGAGGACAACGAAAAACGAGUUCGGGAGCUAUUUUUGGAACAGAGCCGCCUGACUCCAGAUAUGCACGCAAACUGGGCCGUAUAUCUGUGCGCCAAAGCAUGCGAUCUAGUGUGCAGGCGCACAAGGCACUUGGAGCUAGGAGAAUACGACACGACCGACCCGCGACCGUUCUCUGAGCAAUGGAACCGACUAUGGGAUGAGCUGCAAUAUUGGCUGGAACAACGCCCGAUAGCGAUUCUCCCCGCUAAAUCUACCAGUAUGCAGGGCGAUCGCAUGUUCCCGGAGAUUUUCUAUGCUCACCAGGCAGCUAUCUCCAGUAAUCAAUUGUAUCACACAGCCUGCAUCCUGUUGCUGGAGAUCAAACCCCCUGUCACACUGCUCCCCCCGUCAAGUCACUUAGCCUCCUCAGUUUGGCACGCAAGGCGGGUGUGCGGCAUUUCGCUGACCAAUCCACAUCCGGGUAACCUCAUCAAUGCUAUUCAGCCGUUAUAUAUCGCCGGAAAGCUUUUGACUCAUCGGCGUGAACAUAUAGCUGUGGCUAAGCUCUUCAAAACCAUUGAGCAAACAACAGGAUGGGGGGCGCUAUGGCGACUUAGGGACCUUGAAGCAGUCUGGGGCUAUGAGACGAACGAGAUUCUAUCAGCUAUCUGAUUACGAAGGUGUUGCCUUUGCCAUCAAUAAGAGGCUUGACCGUUUCCAAGUACAACAGGGGUUGCUGUUUCGCAAAUAGCUAAGACUACCUUGGCCUCAAAAACGCAUCUGGACGCGCAAGGCUUUGUGUCAGCAACUGUUGAAAGACUAUAGCCUUUAAACAGGCGAUUUACGCACCCCCAACAUAUAGUGCAUGUAUAUCGCUCCAAACAGCUGUGCUUCGUGAU